Emiliania huxleyi CCMP1516 is the source of this 924-nucleotide messenger RNA. RefSeq lists its product as hypothetical. Bases 33 to 863 code for a protein of 276 amino acids. The record is from RefSeq and is a predicted model, not a curated record. The transcript has a single exon. NCBI's taxonomy places the organism in Eukaryota, Haptophyta, Isochrysidales, Noelaerhabdaceae.
AGCGGUGGCGGGGCCGGGUGGCAGACAAGCCCAUGAAGAGCUGGUAUGCGGAUUUGAGAAAUGAGUCGCUUUGGAGAGAAGAGAGAUUUUUGGCGAUACCAAACAACUGUUCGCUUUUGUCGAUCGAGCUCCUCGGCGGCGUCCUCGAGGAGGUGAGCGGCCAGGCGCUCGGCCGCUUCCUCGAGGCGUCCCUAUUCGAGCCGCUCGGGAUGCCCGACACGGGGUUCGAAAUUCCCGAGCACGCCCUCGGACGGUUCACCCGAUGCUACCGCGGCACGGGCCCCAACCGCUUCGAGGACGACGCCAUGGUCGGCGCCUGCGACGCAUCGACGCCGUGGCUGCGCGGCAAGCCGCAGGGCCAGAGACCGAGCGGCGGAGGCGGGCUCCUCUCGACCGCUCGCGACUUUCUCCGCUUUGCAGAGUGGCUGGCGACGGACGGGCGGCUGGAUGGAGUGCCAGCGCUGCUGAGCCGCGAGAGCAUGGCGGCGCUGAGGUCCGACCAGCUCCGCGGCAUGGGCGCCGGCGCGGGACCCUGCUUUGACCCGUUCCAGAGCUUUGGCUUGCUCGGCGGAGUGGUCUGCUCUCCGGGCGAGGGCGGGGACUACCUCCCCGCCGGUGCCGCGUCGGGGCUGGGCGCGACGGGCUGGGGAGGCGUCGCGGGCACCUUCUUCGCGGCCGACCCGGAGCACGGCCUCGCGCUGGUCCUCUACACGCAGGAGGUGAAUUACUUCCUCUCCUCGCAAUCGCUGCGGCUCUCGCUGUGCAGGCAGGCGCACGGCGUCUUCCCCGACUUGAGGCAGCGGCUGGAGGCUGGUCGGGCGCGCGAGGCAUCGAAGCUCAUGCUGUACACGGCGUGGGAGUGACGCUAGGAGUGACGGGGGGCGGGGCGGGGCUGGGGGGGGGGGGGGGGGUAACAAACCAGGG